Molecule: messenger RNA, 210 nt
Organism: Neoarthrinium moseri
Lineage: Eukaryota; Fungi; Ascomycota; Sordariomycetes; Amphisphaeriales; Apiosporaceae
Exons: 1
Source: RefSeq, a predicted model, not a curated record
AUGGAAAACGUAUCCAACACUGACAUCUUUGCGACCCUCGGAACAGACCCAGACGCCACCGAGGUGACUUGGCACAACGACGGCCGCGCCCGCUGCGCCAACUACCGCUUCAACACCAAGCAGAAGGACCAGAUGUUCUGUCCCAAGUGUGGCGCGAGCCUGGGCAUCGACUUCCGCGAGGUCCACAAACCGCACUGCUACGGUUUCAGC